GAUGACAGCGCCAUUAGAGGUAUCUUCCAUCCUGAAUAUGUUUUUGCACGGUCCUUUCCUGCCUUGCUCACAAGCAAAGCCUCAGGUCUCUCUGUCCAACCCAAGAAAUUUGGUCUCUAGAAAUGCCAGCCACCUGCUCACACCCAAGGCACCAUUACUCCACCCCGGUGUUCUGACAUCACCUCCCUUUCUGGCCAAUGGAUGAAGUCCCAGCAGCGAUGAGGAUGUGAAUGUCAGCUACCUCCCCCACCCCAGGGCCUGUGGUUGCAAAGAUGCUCUAACAGGAAGUGGGUUUGAGGAGCUGCACAGCUUCCUGCCCUCCUAGAGCUGCACAGGGCAAGAAGGGCUAGUGCUCAGCUUGGCCACGAGACACAGCUUCAUGCCAGGGUUCUGGUAGCUUCCUCUUCCAUAUCUACUUCCGUGUGGCCCCCGGGGGGCCCCAAGGGGCAAGCACUGCUGUCCGUUGCCCCAGCCACCCUCCACCUCCAGUUUGGAGCCCUGCCCCGCUGGGGCUGGGCCAAACCCAACUACUGACUGGGAUCCCAUGGGGCACUGGUAGGUCAAAGGUCUUAGGAGACAGAGGUUGUAGGGCCAGACUCCUGGGGCUCUGGCCAUGAAGUCUCGGCAGAAAGGAAAGAAGAAAGGCAGCUCCAAGGAACGGGUAUUUGGGUGUGACUUACGCGAGCAUCUACUGCACUCGGGCCAGGAAGUGCCCCAGGUGCUAAGAAGCUGUGCAGAGUUUGUGCAAGAGUAUGGAGUGGUGGAUGGGAUCUACCGCCUCUCAGGGGUGUCCUCUAACAUCCAGAAGCUCCGGCAGGAGUUUGAGGCAGAGCGGAAGCCAGACCUUCGCCGGGACGUUUACCUCCAGGACAUUCACUGCGUCUCCUCCUUGUGCAAGGCCUACUUCAGAGAACUACCCGAUCCCCUCCUCACUUACCGGCUCUAUGACAAAUUUGCUGAGGCAGUGGCAGUGCAGCUGGAGCCAGAACGCUUGAUCAAGAUCCUGGAUGUGCUUCAAGAGCUCCCGAUCCAAAACUACAGGACCCUGGAGUUCCUUAUGCGGCACCUGGUCCACAUGGCCUCAUUCAGUGCGCAAACCAACAUGCAUGCCCGCAAUUUGGCAAUUGUGUGGGCCCCCAACCUGCUGAGGUCUAAGGACAUCGAGGCCUCCGGCUUCAAUGGGACAGCAGCGUUCAUGGAGGUGCGAGUGCAGUCCAUUGUUGUAGAGUUCAUCCUCACCCACGUGGACCAGCUCUUUGGGGGUGACUCCCUCUCUGCUGGGGCAGAUCUGGAGAGUGGAUGGAAAGCACUUCCGGGAGCUCGGGCAUCAGGCAGCUCUGAAGACCUCAUGCCCAGGUCUCUUCCCUACCACCUGCCUAGCAUCCUGCAGGCUGGGGAUGGGCCUCCGCAGAUCCGCCCCUACCACACUAUUAUUGAGCUUGCAGAACACAAGAGAAAGGGCUCUUUGAAGGUCAGGAAAUGGCGAUCUAUCUUCAAUUUGGGUCGCUCAGGACAUGAGACGAAGCGUAAACUUCCACUGAGGGUUGAGGAUAGUGAAGAAAAAUCCAACAAGGGUAUGCUGCGGCCUGCUAAGAGCAUGGAUUCGCUGAGUGCUGUAGCUGGGGCCAAUGACGAGCCAGAGGGGCCCAGCAGUCUUCAGCCAAGCUCGCUAAUGCCUGAGAGCUUGGAGAAUAAUUCUACAGACGCAGCAGAAGGUGAACAGGAGCCUGAGGCAGAGGCGCUGGGCAGUACGAAUUCUGAGCCAGGAACUCCACGAAUCGGACAGUCAGCUUUGCGGGCUUCUGGUAGCAGUCGUGCCGAACGCUGUGCUGGGGUCCACAUCUCAGACCCUUACAAUGUCAACCUCCCGCUCCACAUAACCUCCAUCCUCAGUGUACCCCCAAACAUCAUCUCUAACGUCUCCCUGGUCAGGCUUACCCGUGGCCUUGAGUGUCCCGCCCUACAGCCCCGGUCGAGCCCUGCCUCAGGUCCUGGCCCAGGCCCAGGCCUUGGCCCUGGCCCCCCAGAUGAGAAGUCGGAGGCGAGAUCAGUCCCGGGUCCCCUGAUUGACUCAAGCCCAGCAGACAUGACUCCUGCCCUGGAGGACACCUUGUCCCAGGAGGUGCAGGAUUCCUUCUCCUUCCUCGAGGACUUGAGCAGCUCAGAGCCUGAGUGGGUAGGGGUGGAGGACAGGGACGGGGCCCAGGCAGGAGCCACAGGAGCAGCAGGAGCAGCAGCUUUCUCCCUUGGGGAGGACGACCCUGGGAUGGGCUACCUGGAGGAGCUCCUGGGAGUUGGGCCUCAGGUGGAGGAGUUCUCUGUGGAGCCACCCCUGGAUGACCUGUCUCUGGAUGAUGCACAGUACGUCCUGGCUCCUAACUGCUGUUCCCUUGAUUCUGCUGGUCCCGCACCUGAAGUGGAAGAGGAAAGUGGGGAAGAUGUCUUCUUGAGUGCUUAUGAUGAUUUGAGUCCAAUUCUGGGGCCUAAACCCACGAACUGGGAAGGUGUAGGGAGCCUGGAGGAAGAGGAAGCAAGGUGUGGGAAACCACCUCCAACACAGGCUGAAGAAGAACCGGCAUGCUGGGAAACUGGACAGGAAAAGGAAACGGAGCCCGGAAGCACAUCAGAUAACAGGGAAGAAGCAGAGGCAACGCCAGGGACUGAGAUUGAGGCUGGAAAGGCUGAUGAGGGAGGAGGGGAGGCUGAAAGAAGCCAAAAGGUUGUGGGUUGUUUUGAAGAAAGGAGUAGUGAAAAGGUGGAGGCCAAGGAAGAAAAUUCCAAAGGUCAAGAGGUUGAAAGUACGGAGGAGGCUCAGGAUAUGGAGAAACUGCGAGGAGAACAGGCUAAAGACGAGAAAGAAAGAGAGAGUGGGGAAAAAGAAGAGGCUGAGAAAGGAGGGGCCACCCCAGUAGAAUCUGAAAUGGAUCCAGAGCAUGUGGUCCAAGAAUACCUGCUUCCUGGGGAGAGCUGGGAAGGUGUGCACAAGCAAGAGGCUGAGAAAGGCAGAAAGGAUGAGAUCAAAGACCAGGGCGGGAGUAGUGACCCUGAGUCAAGAGGAGACCAAGGACAUGGUGAAGAUAGUGGAAGUCAAGAGGAUGAUGAUGGUGAUGGGAAAGAAGAGCAAGUCAGCAAGGAACAAAGACGUGUAGACGUAGACACCAAAGGCAAGAGAGCUGUUGGUGACCACUUAUUAGAGGGGGCCCUCUCUGAAGGGCCAGGGGUCGAGGUUCUGGAGGUUGACAGUUCAGAAGUCAACGACCAGACUUCUGAGGUGGAACCAGCGCCCCCACAGCCAUCGGAACCAGAGGGGAUGGAGGCUGAGGGACAGCUCAGUCUCGAGGCAUGUGACCUGUAUUCUUGUCCCUGUGGUUCAGCGGGUGGUGUGGGCAUGCGUCUGGCUUCCACCGUUGUUCAGGUCCGACAGGCCCGCUCUGUUCCCGUAGUGCCCCCCAAACCACAGUUUGCCAAGAUGCCCAGUGCAAUGUGUAGCAAGAUCCACAUAGCACCUGCAAGCCCAUGUCCGAGGCCUGGUAGGCUUGAUGGGACUCCUGGAGAGAGGGCUUGGGCUUCUCGCGCUUCCUGGAGGAAUGGCGGAAGUCUUUCCUUCGAUGCUGCUGUGGCCCUGGCCCGUGAACGCCAGAGGACUGAGGCUGGGGCGGUCCGGCGGACCCAGACCUGUACCGGAAGUGGGGACUAUAGCCUCAACUCCAGAACCUCUCCUUGUAGCACGAUUCCUCCCCAUUCUUCCCGACCCCUGAGUUGUCUGGAACUCCCCUCGCCAGAAGGCACAGAAGGGUCUGAGCCCAGGAGCCGGCUUAGUCUGCCCCCAAGAGAGGUUCAACCCGCCGCUGCAGCUCUUGUGGCCCCUCAGCGCCAGACAUACGCAUUUGAAACACAGACUAAUCGUGGGAAAGACAAAGGACUGUGA
This is a messenger RNA of Acomys russatus (golden spiny mouse), 3928 nucleotides long. It is a transcript of the gene Arhgap30, whose product is annotated as Rho GTPase activating protein 30. The coding region runs from base 614 to 3928 and encodes 1104 amino acids. The transcript has 12 exons. Lineage: Eukaryota; Metazoa; Chordata; Mammalia; Rodentia; Muridae. The record is from RefSeq and is a predicted model, not a curated record. Gene Ontology annotation, biological process: small GTPase-mediated signal transduction. Gene Ontology annotation, molecular function: GTPase activator activity.